Messenger RNA from Benincasa hispida (wax gourd), 1450 nucleotides. Its product is annotated as WAT1-related protein At4g08290-like. Gene Ontology annotation, molecular function: transmembrane transporter activity. Gene Ontology annotation, cellular component: membrane. Lineage: Eukaryota; Viridiplantae; Streptophyta; Magnoliopsida; Cucurbitales; Cucurbitaceae. The record is from RefSeq and is a predicted model, not a curated record.
UUAUUUCCUUUAUUAAACAACACGUUCAAAUUUUCUUCUAUAUAAAGGGAUGCCACUCCAAUGAAGUUUCUCAUAUUCUCUCUUUUAUUGUCACUUCUCACUAAGCUAAAGAUGGUGGGUGAGAACUCUAUUGUGAGUAAGUUGAAGCCUUAUAUUCUAGUGGUGAGCCUACAAUUUGGAAUUGCAGGCAUAUAUGUAAUAUGCAUGGCCACUCUCACCAAAGGCAUGAGUCGUUAUGUUUUGAUCGUGUAUCGUAACACCGUUGCCGCUCUCUUUCUCGCUCCUUUCGCUCUAAUCUUCGAAAGGAAAACAAGACCAAAGAUGACACUCCCUGUCGCUUUGCAAAUCAUGGUCUUGGGUUUUCUAGAACCGGUUGUGGAUCAAGGUUUCGGUUAUCUAGGAAUGACGUACACGUCAGCAUCAUUUACAUCGGCCAUCAUGAACGCUGUGCCCUCUGUUACCUUUAUCAUUGCAGUAAUUUUUCGAGUGGAGCGUUUAAAUAUAAAACAAGUACGAGGGGUAGCCAAGGUAAUUGGUACUUUGGUGACCUUCGCCGGAGCUUUGGUUAUGACACUUUACAAAGGCCCAAUUCUCGAUUUCUUUUGGACUCAUAAAACAAACAACCAUGUUAACAGCAGUGGCGCCGCCGGCAAUCAGCAUUGGGUGGCCGGAACUUUGUUCAUCCUUUUGGGCUGCGUGUCUUGGUCUUGUUUUUACAUAUUACAGUCUAUAACAGUGAAAAGAUACCCAGCGGAGCUAUCUCUUUCGGCAUUGAUAUGCUUGGCUGGUGCACUUCAAAGCACAGUGAUAGCAGUAGCCAUUGAACAUCAUGCUAGUGCAUGGGCUGUGGGCUGGGACUCCAGGCUUCUAGCUCCUCUCUAUACGGGAAUAGUUGGUUCAGGAAUUGCAUAUUACUUUCAAGCUUUGGUUAUGAAGACAAGAGGCCCUGUAUUUGUCACAGCUUUCAAUCCUUUAUGUAUGAUUGUUGUCACUAUUAUCUCCUCCAUUGUUCUCGCUGAGAAAAUUCAUCUUGGAAGUGUUAUUGGAGCCAUUAUCAUCGCGAUUGGGCUUUACUCAGUCGUUUGGGGCAAAAACAAAGAUUAUUCCACCGCCGCCCACCUCCAUAAGCCUAACGACGCCGCCGUGCCGGAGCUUCCAAUUACUGCCUCUAAACUCCCCGCCGAACAAGAUGCUCAUCUUCAGCCUCCAAAAUGAAUUUAAUAUAUAUUGUCGCCGCCCAAAUACAAUCCCUUUUAAACCUCUCUGUGUAACCUUUAGUUUUUCUUUUUUCUUUUUCUUUUUUUUAAUUGAGUUGAUGAUGUGAUCUCAUAGAUGAGAGUACAUGUCCAAAAUCAUUUGAAUUAUGCUCAAAUUGAUUUUAUUCUCCGAGCUUUAAAUAUGGUGCGUGUAUAGAGUACUAUAAUAAUAUCUUUGAUUUGCACCAUACCUA